AUGGGUACCGUCUCUCGCCAAAAGCCUGGGCUUGACCCAUCCAUAUCGACAGCGCCAUCUCACUCUAUUCCGGCAUGGCUGACGGCAACUACAUUGCCCCCUAUCAACCGGAUUCGUGAGUUGGUUGACAUAUACUUCUCUCGCAUCCACACUGUACGAUGUAUGGGCUUUCUACACAUCCCAACUUUCAUGAAGCGUCUGAAGGACCCCGAGCAACUUUACUCUCAGCAAUCCGGGCUCAUUUACAUAAUAUGUGCACUAUCUGCGCCCUUCUACUACGCAGACACUCUCGGGGUUGCCGGAGAAGAAGACCAGAAAAACAACAUACAACUCUUCGAUGCAGGAAAAGGCUGGGCAGAAGCCGCAAACCAAAAUCUCUUCUCCAGUUUCGGACAAACCGGAACCGAGCGUUUGAUGACCGAAGUCCUGCUCCACGAGUAUUACCUGCGACAAGGAGACUACGCCAAAGGCUUCAUGAUUUCUGGCCAGAUAGCUCGACAUCUCCAAAUCCUACAGCUCAACAUUGAACUCGAUUCUGACCCAUUGUGUCAAAAGAGCCGGGUCUCUAGCACAACAAAGGAAACCCGCAGGCGGCUGGUAUGGGCAUGUUAUAUCCUCGACGCGUUCAUUGAAUGCGGCAUCGAUCAACUCCGCCUCAUCUUAUCAGAAGACAUCUAUGUCCAGCUACCCUGCUCAGAAGACUUAUUCGUUCGAAGCACGCCGUGUCUCACAGAAAUCUUGAGUCCAGGAAAGCUCCUCCCUUCCGUGACCCCGACGCCCAAAACAAUCACAGAAGCCUCAAACAAUCUCGACAUGCGCGGAUUCUACAUCCGCGCCCUAACGACGCGCUCAAGAAUCCUCAAAUAUGUAAAACACCUCGCAGGCGAAAUUCCCUGGCAACCAAGCUCUACCUCCCAAUUCCACGCCCUGAAAGAUGAACUCCACGCCCUCGAAGCUUCAAUCCCCCCAAGUCUCCAAAUCACCACUGAAAACAUGUAUCUUUUCAAAGCCUCCGGCCGGCUAACCCUCUAUUUCAGCCUGCACAUUCUGAUCUCACAGAACUACCAUGAUCUGUACCGGAUCGGCGUCUCGCACCUGGUCUUUCCGAACAGUGCCACGAAAUGGAUCCGCGAGAACGCGCCAAAUGCCUUCCUGGUAACGUGCCACACCAUCUGCGCACAGAAGGCAGUCUACAUCGCCUCCCUGCUGAAAGAUCUGUGGGAUUGCCACAGGCUUAGUAUUGUGGAUACACCCUUCGCGAUGUAUAUCCAGGUCUGUAGCAGUGUAAUUGUCACGACGCUUGCUUCAUGGGGGAGGGACGAACCCCUGGUUCCUGGGCUAGGGUAUGGCGAGUAUCGUGCUAUGCUGAGGGAUAAUGUUGUUAUGUUGCGGUUCCUGCAGCAGUAUUUUAAGGCGAGUAUGUAUUGCGAGUCUGCAGUUCAGGCAUUGAAUCGGUUCGAUGAGCUGUUUUCGUUGGAUUCCACGGGACGUGGGAGUGCUUCUGCGGCAGCGCUGCUGGAGGUGCCGACUGCCAGUAGUACUGACUGGACUGGACAUUCCUCUCAACUCCAGCUCUCUCUUGAGUAUGUUUUGAAUCCGUUGGGGACGUAUCCGCUGGCUCGGAAACAAGUUCAGAAUGGGGAUGGGGGAGAGGCGGAAGGGAUUUGUCCUGGUGAGGACAUGCCACCCGCUGGAGAAAUAGCUGUUGUGGAUAAUGGUAACAGGCUGUCUGGGGAUGACGAUCCGGCGGGUUUCCCGAUUCCGGGCGAAAUGCUAUUUCCAGGAAAUAUUCUCGACUGGGAGUAUGAGAUGCCCAUGAUGUCUGGUAUCGGAUACCCGACGUUUCUUGAGCAUUUUUCUGUUGAUGAGCUCCGAGGACUAUGA
Molecule: messenger RNA, 1884 nt
Organism: Penicillium samsonianum
Lineage: Eukaryota; Fungi; Ascomycota; Eurotiomycetes; Eurotiales; Aspergillaceae
Product: fungal specific transcription factor domain-containing protein
Exons: 1
Coding region: 1-1884 (627 amino acids)
Biological process (GO): DNA-templated transcription
Cellular component (GO): nucleus
Molecular function (GO): zinc ion binding; DNA binding
Source: RefSeq, a predicted model, not a curated record